AGAGACGUGAGACUGAGACUCGUCCUCAACAAUGAAAGCCAACUCCAACCCAAAGUAAAGCAAACCAAAAGACGAAACACUUCUCUCUCUCUGAUUCUUUUUCAUUUCUUCAUCUCUCUUCUUUUACCUAUAUAUCAGAAGCAAAGAGAAGCCCAAUGAAGAAACAAGAAAAUGAGGAAGAAGGAGGCUGAUUUGGGUUGUUGAGCUUAUCGUUUAUUUCUUUCCUCAUCUUCUCCACCUCUUUCUCAUCUUUCAAUUCACCAUGGCCGUUCAAGCUCAAUACGCUUCGAAUGUCUUCCUUUUAAACAGGUUUGUGGUCUUUUUGUUUCUUUUUGCCUUUGCUUCCGUUUUCAUCUUGAUUUCCAUCUAUUUAUGUAUUGUUCUGGUUGGCAUGUAUUUUUUCAGAAGUGGGCAAGAUGAGUUUUCAUUGCAGCAGCAAGGACGAGUUUGUAUUGAUCAAUCCCAUAUGUUGUUCAACAAUGGAAGCAAUAACAGUCCAAGGAAAAGAGGAAGAGAAGUGGAAGCGGCGGUGAUCAAUUCGUUUUCUUUGCAAACGCAACCGCCUCAAUUGAUAGACAUUUCUCAACUCCAAAGACCCAAUGGAGUCUCCACUGGAAUCCGCUUAUCUUUUGGCGAUCAACAGCAACAUUUACAGCAAAAUCAAAGUCAUGAAUACCAACAUCAAAAUCUUGUUCCAAACUCCUCUGCUUUUUGGUCUAUAAUAUCUAAUGAUUUGGGUACCCAAAUCAAACGCCAGAGAGAAGAAUUGGAUCAAUACCUUCAAGCUCAGGGGGAUGCAUUGCGGCGUACGCUACUGGAGAAAAGGCAUAGGCACUACCAAGCACUACUGAGGGCAGCGGAGGAAUCGGUAGUGAGGAGGUUGAGGGAUAAAGAAGAGGAAGUGGAGAAAGCAAAGCGCCGGAACGCAGAGUUGGAGGCGCGCGUGGCGCAACUUAACGUGGAAGCGCAGGUUUGGCAGGCGAAAGCCAGGGCGCAGGAGGCGACGGCGGCUUCGUUACAAGAACAGCUCCAACAGGCUAUUAUGAGCGGAGGGGAUGCGGCGGUGCAGGAUUGCAGGAGAGCGGAGGAGUGCGGUGAGGGAGCAGAGGACGCCGAAUCUGCUUACGUGGACCCAGAGCGGGUGGUGGUGGCUUCGGGACCGAGUUGCAAGGCGUGUCGGACACGUUUGGCGGCGGUGGUUAUGCUGCCGUGUCGGCAUCUUUGCUUGUGUACAGAGUGUGAUCGCGUGGCGCAAGCCUGCCCGAUUUGCCUCAUUCUCAGGAAUUCUACCGUCGAGGUCAUUGUGGAUAGGUUUUGAAACCAUGACAUGGAAAAAUGGUCCGCCUUACCUCUACCAUUAG
Molecule: messenger RNA, 1361 nt
Organism: Hibiscus syriacus
Lineage: Eukaryota; Viridiplantae; Streptophyta; Magnoliopsida; Malvales; Malvaceae
Product: BOI-related E3 ubiquitin-protein ligase 1-like
Exons: 2
Coding region: 263-1318 (351 amino acids)
Molecular function (GO): ubiquitin-protein transferase activity
Source: RefSeq, a predicted model, not a curated record